Messenger RNA from Cryphonectria parasitica EP155, 258 nucleotides. RefSeq lists its product as uncharacterized. NCBI's taxonomy places the organism in Eukaryota, Fungi, Ascomycota, Sordariomycetes, Diaporthales, Cryphonectriaceae. The record is from RefSeq and is a predicted model, not a curated record. The annotation marks the transcript as partial. The transcript has a single exon.
GCUUAUAACAGCGCAGAUACAAGUAUGAUGAAGAAGUUGCUAUUCUUCGUACUCUACAGUUAUAAUCCAACAGCUUACUACAAAGCACUACUAGAAGCAGAUGCAGAAGCUGCAGAUAAAAGGAUUAAGAAGAUUAAGAAAGUUCAGAAGAAACUUCAAUCAGAAUUACAAUUCGUUCAGAAACGAAUGAUACAAUAUGCAAACUCCAAAAGGAUUGAGGAACCAAUCCUACAGAAGAGAGAUAAGGUUUACCUACUU